Messenger RNA from Nerophis ophidion (straightnose pipefish), 1036 nucleotides. RefSeq names its product N-alpha-acetyltransferase 10, NatA catalytic subuni (gene naa10). The record is from RefSeq and is a predicted model, not a curated record. Gene Ontology annotation, cellular component: NatA complex. Lineage: Eukaryota; Metazoa; Chordata; Actinopteri; Syngnathiformes; Syngnathidae. Gene Ontology annotation, molecular function: protein-N-terminal-glutamate acetyltransferase activity; protein N-terminal-serine acetyltransferase activity. The coding region runs from base 166 to 804 and encodes 212 amino acids. Gene Ontology annotation, biological process: N-terminal peptidyl-glutamic acid acetylation. The transcript is spliced from 8 exons.
CUACAUUAUUGCGGAACUCAUCCUCCUCUGCUAGCAAAGUGACGACGCCUGUUGGCAGACCGGUUCUUUUCGGCCAUAGUGUAAUUAUUAUGAAUUGUUUGACUACCGUACUCUAAUUAACCGCCAUUUUUACAAUUUACACACGACAAAAAAUAAUUGACAAAAAUGAAUAUACGAAACGCGAGGCCGGAAGAUCUUAUGAACAUGCAGCACUGUAACCUUCUGUGUCUGCCGGAAAACUACCAAAUGAAAUACUACUUCUAUCAUGGAUUGUCCUGGCCCCAGCUCUCGUACAUCGCAGAGGAUGAAAAUGGCAAAAUAGUGGGUUACGUUCUGGCAAAAAUGGAGGAGGACCCAGAUGAUGUCCCUCAUGGACACAUCACAUCCUUGGCAGUCAAGCGCUCCCAUAGACGUCUGGGUCUGGCUCAAAAGCUGAUGGACCAGGCUAGUCGCGCCAUGAUAGAAAAUUUCAAUGCCAAAUAUGUCUCUCUUCAUGUCCGCAAAAGCAAUCGUGCAGCCCUGCAUCUGUAUUCGAACACACUCAAGUUCCAGAUCAGUGAAGUAGAACCAAAAUACUAUGCAGAUGGUGAGGACGCCUAUGCCAUGAAGAGAGACUUGGCCCACAUGGCAGAUGAGUUGAGAAAGCCAGGUGUGCGAGUGCCGGGUCAGGAAGCACCGUCUGGUUCCGGCAACCAAGAAAGGGAAAGCGAGAGAGACAGUGGAGGAGAAAGCAAAGAGCUGAGUGAAGUGAGCGAGGCUACAGAGAGCACAGACGUCAAAGAUUCUUCCUCUGACUCACAGUGACCGUCAAUGAUUUUUAUUUAAAUACAGAAGAAAGACAACAAAAACAAUUCAACCUGGACCGCCACUUUUUUAUUAAGAUUUUACAGUCACAUCACAACUUUCAGCAUUUACUGCUGUGGUAAUCAAUAACACAAUAUGAUACAAACAUGAAAUUUAAAGGAAGAUUUAUUUGAUUGCUGUAGCAUUUUGGUCUUGUGAUGUGAAAGAUUAAUGCAAUUAAAUCGUACUGACA